Messenger RNA from Fimicolochytrium jonesii, 2727 nucleotides. RefSeq lists its product as uncharacterized. Gene Ontology annotation, molecular function: AMP deaminase activity. Gene Ontology annotation, biological process: AMP metabolic process; IMP salvage. Gene Ontology annotation, cellular component: cytosol. The transcript has 11 exons. Bases 127 to 2583 code for a protein of 818 amino acids. The record is from RefSeq and is a predicted model, not a curated record. NCBI's taxonomy places the organism in Eukaryota, Fungi, Chytridiomycota, Chytridiomycetes, Spizellomycetales, Powellomycetaceae.
GCGCCGGUGACCAGUGAGAUUGUGGCCCGUUACUCCAAGGCCGAGAUCAAAGACGAAGAGCUUGGAGAGGAACUGCAAAACAUCUUUGUAUCGCUGCAAAAGUGCCUAGCUAUCAGGAAGCGCUACAUGAUGAGCAGUCUACAAUGCGCGGGCGACAACCCCAAGGACACCGAGGAUUGGGAGAUCUACCCGCCUCCACCGGGCCCGAGCUACCCGCCGCAAAAGGACGCGUCUGGAAAGGAUAUCAGGCCUGGAACACCUAUUCCGCAUGAGUUUGAGUUUGAAAAUGUCAAAAUACCGGGGGCUGACGAGCGCGUGUUCAAACUCCGAGACGACGGCGUCUUCCAAGUCUACGACACCCCCACAGACGCCUCCCAAAGCAAGAACGGAAAAUGCACCUUCCCAACCAUCAAAGACUACUUCAUGGACAUGGACUUUGUCGUCGAGACAAUCUCCGACGGACCGACCAAGAGUUUCGCGUUCAGGCGGUUGAGGUACCUCGAGAGCAAGUUCCAUAUGUACGUGCUGCUUAAUGAGUAUCAGGAGAUUGCGGAUACGAAGCGUGUACCGCAUCGUGACUUUUACAACAUUCGGAAAGUCGAUACCCACGUGCAUCACUCCUCCUGCAUGAACUCUAAGCACUUGCUGCGGUUCAUCAAAUACAAGCUCAAGAAGUCCCCUGAUGACAUUGUGAUUUACCGUGACAACCAACACCUGACACUCAAGCAAGUCUUCGAGUCCCUGCACUUGACCGCGUACGACCUCAGUAUCGACACAUUGGACAUGCACGCACACAAAGACUCUUUCCACCGCUUCGAUAAGUUCAACUUGAAGUACAACCCAGUCGGUGAAUCCCGCCUGAGGGAGAUCUUCAUGAAGACGGAUAAUUUCAUCAAGGGACGGUACUUGGCUGAACUCACCAAGGAGGUGUUCUCCGACCUAGAAGCGAGCAAGUACCAAAUGGCCGAGUACCGCGUGUCAAUCUACGGGCGCUCAAAGGACGAGUGGGACAAGCUAGCCAAAUGGGUCGUCAACCACAAGCUGUUCUCCAACAACGUGCGGUGGUUGGUGCAGAUCCCCCGUCUGUACAACGUCUACAAAAAGUCGAAGCUGAUCGCUACGUUUGAGGAUGUCAUCCGCAACGUCUUCGAACCCCUCUUCGAAGUAACCCGUGACCCCACCUCUCACCCCGAACUCCACGUGUUCCUGCAACGCGUGAUCGGGUUCGACAGCGUGGACGACGAAAGCAAAAACGAGCGGCGCACGUACAAAAAGUACCCGUUCCCGCGCAACUGGGAUAUCAGCAUGAACCCGCCGUACUCCUACUAUAUAUAUUACAUGUAUGCGAAUAUGUCGACGUUGAAUUGGUGGAGGAAGGAGAGGGGGUUUAAUACGUUUGUGUUGCGACCGCAUGCGGGCGAGGCGGGGGAUACCGACCACUUGACAUCGGCGUUCCUGACCUCCCACAGUAUCAGUCACGGGAUCUUGUUGCGUAAAGUGCCUGCGCUGCAAUACCUGUACUACCUCGACCAAAUCGGUAUCGCCAUGUCGCCCCUCUCCAACAAUGCGCUCUUCCUCACCUACGAGCGCAACCCGUUCCUGCCCUUCUUCCAGCGCGGGUUGAACGUGUCGCUGUCGACGGACGAUCCGCUGCAGUUCCAUUUUACGAAGGAGCCGUUGAUUGAGGAGUAUAGUGUUGGGGCUCAGAUUUGGAAGUUUUCGUCGACGGACAUGUGCGAGAUUGCGCGAAACAGCUGUCUGCAGAGCGGGUGGGAGAUGAAGAUCAAGAAACAUUGGUUAGGGGACCGGUGCGAUUUCCACGGGCCUGCUGGGAACGGUAAGAGCUUUCACAUCAUCACCGCCAAAACCCAGGCCCACCAAUCACUCACCCGUACUCACCUGAUUCAUCCCCCAGACAUCCAAAAAACCAACGUCCCCAACAUCCGCCUCGCGUACCGCUACCAAACCCUCAUGGAAGAACGCUACAUGGUCCUCGGCUCGCAAUGGAAGUCCUCGGACUCGAUCAUCACCGAUUCGGCGCCGUCCACCGAACUGCAGGACACAUCCAUCGUGCUCAACGAACAGCUCAACGCGGUGGCCAAGGCGAAUUUGAAUCUACCUGUCACCCCGUUCGUGCCGGGGAGUCUGGACGGCGCCGAUGGGUACUCCCAUGGACCGAGGGAGACGGGUCUCCCACCGCCAUCAUCCGGCCCGCUGUCGGAAUCGUCGGUGCCCGUGAACGUAGCCCGUAAACAAUCACUCAACAGCAACCUCUCCCGCUCACCGGGCAAAGGCUCCUCAAGGGGGGCCCAAUUCACAUCCGCCCCAGAACCGCUCCUGAAUCUCGUGGCCGCCCACAGCCCGUUGAUGAGUCCCACGGCGGCGGCGGCGGGGUCGGCGUCGGGGUUGAAUCUGAGUUUGGGGUUGGGGGAGGGGAAUCAGGCGUUGGGGCUGCCGGUGAUUCCCGUUGGGGAGAAUGCGUUCCCCGGGGCGCAUCUGGCGGCGGAGAAGAUUAGAGGCAAGAAGAGUGGUGCGAGUGCGAGUGCGAGUGCGAGUGGAGGGGGAGUGCCGCCGUCUUCUUGAAUGGGCUUGUCCCUGCGUUUAUUUCUCUUUUCAUCUCUCCGGCGAACUCCUCAAAGGGUUCGUUCGUUCGUUCCGUAGACGGGCGCAAAAAGACGCCCCCCCAGCAUCUGAGUACUUGUACUAUGUACCUAUUCCUAUUUAUCU